CAAACCGCAAACACAACAACAAACAUCAUGCCAGCAAACGGCAAGAGGAGUGCCUUGAUGAUCGCUGGCGGUGAUGAUGCUGGUGGUGAUGGUGAUGGCGAGGUGGUGGAAGCAGCCGCUGUGGACACUGACGAUGUGGAUGAGAGCAACAGAGGCGGGGACAGCACAGAUCCCGUUGCUGAUCGCAAAGAGCUGAGGGCGUGGUACGCAUUUGAUUGGGCCAACAGCGCAUACGCCACCGUUGUUGUGGGCGGGUACCUGCCGCUGCUGCUUCAAGCCUUGGCGCUUGAGCACGCAGGCUUCCCUGACAUGUGCCCAAACCUCAUCACCAACACCACAAUGAUUCUGCAGGCGUUUCCAAACAGCACAUCCCAGUUUGCAUACCUGGACUUUGUUCGAAAGGGCAUCUCCAGCUGCGCCGACACGUGCGUGAAUGGGCUCUGCGAAGGAAAACCAGAUCGGCCGGAGUCAUGCCUUCUGGCGGACGGGCGCACGGAGUUCAAUCUUCGCGUCAACUUUCUCGGCAGCCAUCUUGACCCCACCUCCUACGCCUCCCUCUUUAUCAGCUUCUCCGUUAUCUUUCAGACCAUUGCAUACAUCUGUUUGGGGACGCUGGGUGACUACGGUCCUCUGCGCAAGAAGUUGCUCAUGCUCACGUCGACACUGGGAGCAGCUUCAUGCAUUCUGUGCAUUACGGCAACGUCAGACGUGUGGUGGCUCGGUGGCGUCUUCCUAAUUGUAUCAAACGUGCUUUACGGCCUGUGCAUUGCGCUCGCCAACGCUUGGCUGCCCCUUCUUGCAGACAACCACUAUGAGGUUGUGGCUGAGUCGGACCCCGUUGCCCGCACGGUCCUCAAACUGAAGAAACUCGGCGAAAUCAGCGCUUACGGCUUUGCUGCUGGGUACGUCGGUGGUGUGAUUCUUCUCAUCCUCACCAUCCCUGUCAGCUUCCUCGUUGUGUCCAGCGCCGCCUAUCGUGUGAACGUGGCUGCUGCUGGAGUGUGGUGGUUCAUCUUCUCUCUCUACACCUUCAAGCACCUCAAGUCCCGCCCCGGUCCCCCGCUCCCACCAGGGCAAUCGUACAUUGGACUGUCACUUCGACGCACGUGGGACACGCUGAGGAAAGUGCGACGACUGCCCACCACAUUCAUCUUUCUCGUCAUCUGGUUCUUCCUCUCAGAUGGGAUGUUUCUCGUGUCGUCUGUCGGUGCGCUCUUUGCCAAUACGGAGGUGGACUGGGGCUGCAUCAACAAGACGCUGGGCAUCGCUGUUACGCUGCUGCUCGUCCCCAUCAUGGCUGGCUUUGGCAACUGGAUCAUGAACAGGGCCGUCAACACAUUCAACUGGGCACACCGCAACGUGGUCAUCUUUCAUGCAUUCUUCACGCUUCUCCUUCCUCUCUAUGGAUUCAUCGGUUUCGGCGUCAGUGAAUUCGGGCUUCAACGCGGAUGGGAAAUGUGGAUUCUUGCUGUCAUCUUUGGUUUCAACAUUGGCUCGUUCCAGUCAUACGCACGCUCCACCUUCGCGCGUCUCAUUCCAACGGGACUUGAGAGCCAGUUCUUUUCGUUCUAUGAGAUCACGGAUCGUGGCAGCAGCUGGAUUGGCCCGCUCGUCGUCGCCGUCCUCCAGCUGUCAACAGGCAACAUCCGCAAUGCGUUCUUCUACAUUGCGGCGAUGCUGCUCUUCCCUGGCAUCGCCCUCUGCUUCGUCGACAUUGAGAAGGGUGCACGCGCUGCCCAUGAGUUUGUGGACAACGAAGGUGACGAUGUGUCCAAUGACACAUCAGACCAACUGCUUCUCCAGCCCAUCUCUGACCCGACACCACACCACCAAGCAUAGCAACACCGCAAGAAGCAAGGGCACCACCACCGACCUACUUCUUGUUGCUUCUCACUGGCUUGCUUUGUUUAUUUGCGGCUUGUGUGUGUGUGG
Salpingoeca rosetta is the source of this 1932-nucleotide messenger RNA. RefSeq lists its product as uncharacterized. Bases 28 to 1839 code for a protein of 603 amino acids. Gene Ontology annotation, biological process: amino acid transmembrane export from vacuole. Lineage: Eukaryota; Choanoflagellata; Craspedida; Salpingoecidae. The transcript is spliced from 17 exons. The record is from RefSeq and is a predicted model, not a curated record.